Molecule: messenger RNA, 354 nt
Organism: Benincasa hispida (wax gourd)
Lineage: Eukaryota; Viridiplantae; Streptophyta; Magnoliopsida; Cucurbitales; Cucurbitaceae
Biological process (GO): DNA integration
Molecular function (GO): nucleic acid binding
Source: RefSeq, a predicted model, not a curated record
AUGGUGGAUUUUAUCCGCACUCAUAUCAUUUAUCGAUACAGUAUUUCUCAUCGGAUCGUGACGGAUAACGGGAUACAAUUCUCCAAUAGUUGGAUGGAUAGGUUGUGUGGAAAAUACAAAUUCAAGCAGUACAAGUCAUCCAUAUAUAAUGUCGCCGCAAAUGGGUUGGCUGAGGCAUUUAACAAGACAUUGUGCAACCUGCUGAAGAAAAUUGUUUCCAAGUCGAAGAAAGAUUGGCAAAAGAAGAUUGGUGAAGCAUUAUGGGCUUAUCGCACUACUCACCAUACCCCUAUAGGAGUCACCCCGUACUCUCUCGUUUAUGGGGUAGAAGCUUUCCUUCCUUUGGAAAGAUAA